AUGGGUGUGCGAUUACGGACAUUUAGCCUGUUGGCUACAAUUGUGUUGUGUUCGGUUAUAAGUGCAAGUGAAAGUGCAAGGAUAUUGGCCAUCUUUCCAUCGCCCGCCAAAAGUCAUCAGAUAGUUUUUCGAGCAUUUAUUAAAGGGCUUCUGGAGCGAGGUCAUCACGUCACGAUGAUGACCACGGAUCCGUUCGAAACGACCAAUCCCAACAUCACGCAAAUUAACUGGAGCUAUGCACAUAAAAUUGUGGAAGAAAAUUUUGAUGUUGCUCAAAUGAGACAACAGGACUGUACAUCGUUGGAUAUUGCAACACAGUUGUUACAAGUGACGAAAAAGUUUAUAGAAGCUGAAUUAGAGCAUCCAGAAGUGCAACAGCUGAUCGAAAGUGCGGGUGAAGAGCAUUUCGAUGUGUUAAUAGUGGAAUACUUUCAAAUGACACCGUUUCAUGCGUUUGCCGAUUUAUUUAACGUGCCCAUGAUUGGAAUCACCUCGAUUGAUUCCAUUGCAAUGGCGCACCAAAUCGUAGGAAACGUCAUGAAUGUAGUGGCCCACCCCGAAAUGAAUCACAAGUUUUCCUCUGAGCCAAACUUUAUGCAACGGUUGGAAGCUGUCAUAACCAAAGUUUUUAUUGAUAACUAUUUAAUGCCACGUGAAUUUGAAAAGUACGAUAAAGUGAUCGAGCGACAUUUCGGCACUAAUAUGACGAAAUCACGAGAAUUAAUGCAUCGCAUUGACUUCCUUAUGAGCAACGUUGAACCAGCGCUCGGAUUUGUGCGACCGAACGUGCCACAAGCGAUCCAGCUGGGUUUUCUCCAUAUCGAACCGCCCAAGCCGCUACCAACGGAGCUGAAGCGGUUUCUGGAUCAAUCGCAACAUGGAGUGAUUUAUUUUAGCUUGGGAACAUUGAUCCGAAGCAACUCAAUCAAUGCCCGAAACUUGAAGAUAUUUGUUGAUACCUUUAAAUCGCUCAAAUAUGAUGUGCUCUGGAAAUGUGACAGUGAAGUGGAUCUUAAUGGUACCAGCAAUAUACGAAUAGCACAAUGGCUGCCUCAGCAGGAUUUGCUCGCCCACCCGAACGUGAAAUUGUUCGUGACCCAGGGCGGCCAGCAAUCGAUGGAAGAAGCUGUAGAUCGACACGUGCCGAUGGUGGUAAUCCCGUUCAACUUCGACCAAUUUGGUAACGGAGACAAAGUGGUCGAACGUGGAAUCGGCAAGACGAUCUGGAUGGAACGGCUGACGACCGAGAAGCUUCGGGACACGAUCCUGGAAGUCAUCAGCAAUAAGAAAUACAAACGAAACAUUGAACGACUCGGCAAAUUGGUGCGCGAUCAACCGAUGCGCCCGGUUGAGAAAGCAGUUUGGUGGACGGAAUAUGUCAUCCGUCAUCAGGGUGCAUCUCACUACCGCUACAAGGCCGCUCAGAUGCCGCUCUGGCAGUACCACUACUAUGAUGUGGUGGCCACACUGUUGGCUGCCAGCGUUGCGGUGCUUGCCCUUGUCUUCUAUGCCAUGCGGCAUUUCUUCAACUUCAUUUUUGGCCAUUGGCUCGCGGCGCAGGUGAAGGAAAAAUCAUUGUAG
Sabethes cyaneus is the source of this 1581-nucleotide messenger RNA. RefSeq names its product UDP-glucosyltransferase 2-like. The record is from RefSeq and is a predicted model, not a curated record. Gene Ontology annotation, molecular function: UDP-glycosyltransferase activity. Bases 1 to 1581 code for a protein of 526 amino acids. The transcript is spliced from 3 exons. Lineage: Eukaryota; Metazoa; Arthropoda; Insecta; Diptera; Culicidae.